This is a messenger RNA of Betta splendens (Siamese fighting fish), 11092 nucleotides long. Its product is annotated as calponin homology domain-containing protein DDB_G0272472-like. The coding region runs from base 8663 to 10174 and encodes 503 amino acids. Lineage: Eukaryota; Metazoa; Chordata; Actinopteri; Anabantiformes; Osphronemidae. The record is from RefSeq and is a predicted model, not a curated record. The transcript has 2 exons.
CACACACACACACACACACACACACACACACACACACACACACACACACACACACACACACACACACUUCCUACUAUUGUCACUGGUAUGUAUGCGUCUAUUGGUUGUCUGGGUCUGUCAGUGAUCUACAGGACGUCCACUGAUGUCACACAGUCGACUAUGAUCAGUUCAGUGGGAAUCAUGAUGAAGCUGUACUGUUAACAAAGGACACCUCUGCUUCCAAUGUAUAUAACCUGAUGCACAAAGAAGCUGAGUUUGAUGAGUUGAAUUGAGACGAGUUGAAGUAGAUUAGUAACUAAUUAAUCUCGUGGACGUUUUCUUUGCUCAGUAAAGAACAUAUUUUAGUAAGCCAUGAAAUACACAAUAGUUUUUUUAGGAAUCUCAUAGCAGCCUCAUGAAUUUUCAAGCUUCCCAUCAUAGAGCUGGAAACAAACUGAGGAAGAAUAUUGAAGCAUGGUUUGGAGAAAUGCUGACAUGUGGUGCAUAUGUGGAACCAGUGAGUGAAGAGGAUUGUUAAUAAUUCAGCUGUGAUGUGUUGUCGGGUGAGUAAACACAGGCUGUGUGUGUGUUUCUCUGGAGGCAAUGAAGCCAUAUGUGUAAGCACAGCUCAGAGUGUGUGUAUUGAUUAGGAGAAGUUGGGCCCAGCUGCUUCCCUGCCUCUAUGUGUGGAUCUAACUGAUAAUAAAUGAACACGCAGGCACUGUAAAUAGGAAUGUUGAGUGUCCUGCACCUGCUAAAGCAGCCUUGUUAGAUGUGUAAUGUAAAAUAAUAAGUGAUAAUAUUAAACAUAUUAAUCAUUUCAUUAUUAUUGUCUCAGUUAUAUAGUCUAUAGGUAUUGUCUUUUAUAGGCUAAAAUUUAUACUAUAAAUUAUUAGUCUAUAAAUUAUCUUAAUACAUAAUGGAAAUAUUCUGCUUAUGUUUAAACGUCUGUCACUGUACUAUUUACUUGCCUACAUCUCUAUAAAAACACACAGUGGAAACUGAGAUGUGGAGAAAAGUUCAGUGUUUGCUUGGAUGCAAUGAAGGAACUGAGUCAAGCAGGCCCACCACUGUGGUCUACUGCACCUUAAACGUUUACACCAGGCUGAGGCCAAUGUAGGCGGCAGCAGCGAUGAUGGGAAUUUCAAGCUUCCUCCAAACAACCUCACCACAAACUCUUUUUAUGUGACCGUACUGUUUACUGCAAGUCACUUCUUUGUAUUCUUCACGACCUCAGAGGCUUGGUUACAAAUAAUUAAAGCUACACUGAGUAAAACCUUAAAUCUGAGCCACACGUACUGUAACUGCGUGAAGUGCAGUACAGAGUGAAUUGAUUGAGUGCGGCUCUGUUCAACCAGUAUGUUACAGGAGCAUUAAUGCUACAUGCAAGUUGAACUGUGAUAAAUGCGUCUGUGCAGGGAAGUAUAGUCAAGUAGGUUUUGGUUUAAGUGUUUUCCAUAUGAAUGUAAAAGCAGGUGCAAAAAGCCAUCUUGUACGUUGGUUGUUGAUAUUAUUAUUAUUAUUAUUAUUUUCUAACUCUGUUUCAAUUAUGGUCAUUUCAAAAGCUUGGAUUAGAAUUUAUAAAAGGAGAGUAACUUUGACAGGACUGAAUGGUUUUAAACAUGGAGUCAGGUUUAAAUUUGAAUAUAUAUUAUUAUAUAUUGAUUUACUGUAUAAGUAAGAGUUUGCUAAGUGGGAUCUGUAUGCGUCUGUGACAUUUGUUGUUGUGGCGCUCUUUAAAUCGACUGAACUGAAUUAAAUUGCAUUCACCAGGGGCCUCAUGUAGGAAGGGUACUUACGCACAAAAACCUGGGUAAGAUCUACAGUAGAGGUACGGUAGCUCCCUGGCUGGCAUACUUUUUACAGCUAUUGGUCCACUACAGCUAUUGGCGUCCACGCCACCAGCCACAAUCAGCUGCUAACCACAGGGUGCCAGCCAUGGGGGCGGGCACCAGAGGGAGCUGCAGACUGGUCGGGUAGUGUACCCAUGCCAGCUGGUGGGUGAUCAGGGCAACAUUAAAGCACACUUUGCAGCAAGAGCCCGUUUACCUGAUCAGAGCCAUUGACUGGACACAGCGAUAUAAAAACACCAUCUACCUUUAUGUAGACAAUAUGAAAUAUAUAAAAUAUAUAUAAAUAUAGGGGCGUAUCACGGGAGGAGUCUGCUACUCAAUCAAAUGCACUCAAUUCUGCGUUGAUUAGGAUGUACGAAAAAAACAUGGUUACAUUCAUACUUAGUAGAGGUUGAUACAUCUGUACUUACGCAGUUUUCUGGAUUUACACCGAUUUACUUAUGCCAAGUUUAGUAGGAAAUCUAUGUUUUUGUACAUGAAGCCCCAGAACUUUUAUGUGCCAAAAGGUGCCAAAAGUGUGCAAGAUGUGCAAGAACUUGCGUAGAUUCCCUACUAAACUUGGCGUAAGUGAGAGGGACAUGAUGCUGUGCGAGAACGCAAGACUCUACGUGAACAGCGCGAGAAAUUCAACAAGGCCGCGCAACACCAGCAGUGAACAACAGCUCGAUAAACUAUCCGCCAAUAAAUAUAUAUAAAUAACUACCUCAUCCUGCGGACAACAAUCAACCAUCUUACCAUUCUGAAUAACACAGAAAAUCAUCGACGAGGGAAAAAGGACAGGGCUCCAAACAAAAGAUCCCGUCUGUCUGACUUCAUUGACGCUAGCUCGGCGGAUAAAAACAUCAUGGAAAUCCUGGAGUCUAUAGAGAGCGACUCCCUGGAAUUUAGCCAGCAGCAGGUGGUUUCUUUCGCCACCAAGAACGAGGCCCUGAAGGGACGGUGCAGUCCCUGACAGAGGAUGUGGCUCAGCUAGCGGCCGAAAAUAAAAAAAUAAAAGAAGGCAUCAUCGAUCUGCAGGCCCGCAGCAUGAGGGACAACCUGGUGUUCUCGGGGAUUCCAGAACAGGCGGAGGAAAACGCGGAACCACUGUUAAAACUUCCUUAAACAACAGAUGAAGCUUCCAGCGGACGUAGUGGACAACAUAGCGUUUCACCGUUCCCACCGACUCGGAGGAAGACGACCGGAUGGCCAGCGCCCCCGACCCAUCGUUGCCAAGUUUCAUGACUUUAAGCAGAAGGAACUGGUUAAGAGCCGGGGCAGACAGCUGAAGGGAACCGACUACAGCGUCAACGACCAGUUCCCCAAGGAGAUCCUCGACCGCCACCGCCGACUGUUCCCCAUCCGUAAGAGGUUCAUGGCAGAAGGCUGCAGAGCUGUCAUCAGCGUCAACAAACUGUACAUCAACGGAGAGCUCUACCGGGACCGGGAAGCAACUCUGUGGCUGUACUAGCAGAUGGUAUAAUAUAUAAUUAUAUAAUGUAUCGUUCAAACUCGUUCUCUCUCACAGAUGUUUUAUUUAAAUGUAUAUUGUCAUUCUAAUGUCACUCACUCCACAGUUUGCAAAGUGCUCAUCAUGCUUAAUCACUCACUUUCCUUCCACUUUAAUUUUCCUUUCCUUUACUCCUUUUCCACCACCUACUUUUACUCCACACUGUGUACAUCCCUCUCUUCUGCAUUCUUUUUCCACGUAGUCAGCCAGCCAUGUAUCCAUCCAGCAGGCACACACAAACAUCUACUGCACAGGCACAACAUGUGCACACACAUGGACAACACACAACUCAGAAUACACAAGUACUCAUGUUCAGCCACACACCUAAAGUCUGUCACACUACAUACACACAAGACUAGUGAUCCACAGCAGUCAGGUAAGAUAUGACACUACUGAAGAUUGUCACUUGGAAUGUACGUGGAAUCAAUAGGAAGGGGAAACGAUUUAAAAUAUUUAAACCCUACAAGCAGACAUUGUUUUACUACAGGAAACUCAUAUUCCCAAAACUAUAGAUUACACUCUGGCAUCAGCAGAGUUCCCACAUGCUUACUUAGCCGGUUACAAUUCUAAACAAAGAGGGGUCGCCAUCCUGUUAAGUAAAAAGAUUAACUUUAUUCAUAAUGAUACCAUUGUAGAUCCAGAAGGGAGAUAUAUAAUCAUUAAUAUCUUGAUAGGAAACAUUGAACAUUGCACAGCUAAUGUGUAUGGUCCUAAUGUUGACGACCCCUCUUUCUUUCACAGCUUCUUCAUGUCAUGUUUCACGCCGUGUUUUGUUGUCUCACCAUGUCCUGUUUUAUUUUUGUUAACUUCCUGUUUUAGUCAGCUGUCACUUACCGGCUCCCAGUAUCCACACCUGUCAGCAAUCUGUAAUCAGUACCAGUAUAUAGCCUCCACCUCGCACAGACUCCAGUUGCCAGAUUGUUAGUUUCCGUACUCUUUCCAGCAUCUCUUGUAUAGCUUCUCUUGUUUUGACCCUGAUCGCCUUGACCAUUGCUUCCUGCCUGAACCUCGUGUGUACCGCUGCCUGUGAGAGAACCGUGACUGAUUAUCUGACCGUGAGUUUGUCUUAUAACUGCCUGUACCUUUGCCGAGACUGCCCGUGUAACGAACCCUGCCUGGAUAUUGGAUUAGAGAUUUCCUGCUCCCUUGUGUACUACUUCACUGAACCCUUUUGUGUAUGACCUGGACCGCCUGACCCUGCCUUGUCAAAUAAACCUGUGUCUAAUCAUCAUCGUGCUUCUGUGCCGUGCAUGUGGGUCCGACACCUGCCCAAGUCUGACACUUCACAUCACUGUCUGCUCACUCUGGUUCCAAACUUAUAGUAGGAGGGGACUUUAAUUUAGUAUUUAACCCAGAGUUGGACAGGCUAAGCAAAGCUGUGAGCAACAGGAACUGGCAAUCAGUACAGACCUUAAAACAGUACAUGGAUGACGGUCUCUGUGACACAUGGCGUUCUCUUCAUCCUACAUCCAGGGAAUACACCUUCUUCUCGCCAGUUGACCACUCUCACUCCGGUAUAGAUUAUAUUUUAGUAAAUAACUCAGUCUUACAAAAUGUCUCUGACACCAAUAUUCACUCUAUCACAAUCAGUGAUCAUGCACCAAUGUCCAUUUCGUUGAUUAAGACAGUCACACCAUCAACCAGGAAUUGGAGGUUUAAUACAUCAUUACUCAAUGAUCAAGACUUCAUCAGUUAUGUCAGGAGAGAAUGGAAAACCUUUAUGAAAUUCAGCGAUACACCGGGAACCUCACCUUGCGUCUGGGAGAUUGCGAAGGCAGUUAUGCGUGGUAGAAUAAUUUCAUAUUCAUCACAAGAAAAAAGGACAUGCUACUUGAAUUAGAAUAAGAACAAAAAAUAAAAUCUCUAGAGAUUAAAUAUGCUGCCUCUCCAACCAAUGAUGUCCUAGAAGACCUAAGAAAUCUAAAAAUCUAAAUAAUAUAAUUGAUCGCAAAAGUCAGUUUCAGAUAGAUCAGUUACGCCAGGAGAACUUUGACCAUGGUAACAAAUGUGGUAAAUUUUUAGCCAAGCAAUUAAAAUAUAAAAAAGGAAAACAAAUCAUUCAUUCAAUAACAAUAAUAAAAAUGAAAAAAAAGUUAUACCUUUAAAAACUUUUAUCAAGAGUUAUAUAUGUCCCAAAUAGAUCCAUCCACCUCAUACUUAGUUCCUCAUGGGAACGAUGGGAUGGGCCCCACUCUGCUCGUGUAGGGGUGGUGGACUGGGGGUGGGCCCCACUCUGGGCGUGGGAGCAUGUCCUAGCAGGCUCCCUAUGGACCAUAGGUACUCGGGCUCCAUUCUCUCAGGCAGACCCUCCCACUGGGAGGAGUGUUUGCCCCUGGUUCUUAUGGGGCGGACAGAGUUGACCCCCGGUGGCCCACUCUGACCUCGGGUGCUGUCUCUGUGGCUGCUGCAGCUCUGCCUGGGGGGCUCUGUGUGGGCGGCUUGGGUCGCAACACCUGCCCUCCUGGAACUGAAGGUGUGUGGGCUCCCUGGCUGCUGGGAUUCCUUCCUCUGCUGAGCCCCUCACAUCACCCUGGCUUCCACAAGUGGCAUUGUUCAUGCACCAACGUCUGCCUCAGCCUUUGGGUGAACAAUGUUAAGCUACAGCUUUACUAACCUUGUAGUGGGACACUCAACACUUGAGCUGAUAAACACGAUUUCUAAACCCAACUGUAAGUAUUACUGAUACUUAUCACUACCAAUUUAACUGACAUAAAUGUCAAGUCAUGUUUAUAUUUUAUUUGCAUAUUUAUUGUGUGUUUAUAAUUAUUUGAUUGUUAAUGCGGACCCGGAACAAAGUUUGUGUUCCGCCGGGCAUUUUUGCUGGUACACGAGUGAGAAGCAUGUGGAGAGAAGUGAAGGUACAAGCAGGCAAGAAAGUAAAGGUUAAGCAUUUAUUUUGGGAUUUUUGAUGAUUCGUAACCAUUCCCUCUGGGGUGUGCAGCCAGCGAGUUCGACGGUGGAUUUGUUCGGACGUAAGGAGCAACAAGUGCUCAGAAGGAAAGAAUAAAUUCAUCUGUGAUGAUAAAGAACUGCUUCGUUGUCUCAUUGGAGGGAGUGAUAGUCGAACUCGGUCUGCAACAAGCCGAAGCGGACCUGCAAGACUCCGUCGUCGACAAGCAUCUCAGAUAAGCUGUUAUAAACGUUAAGGACAAGGACUGUAAUCUAAGUUACCUUUGGACAUUUAAGAGUAAUCGUGAUAUUAGUAUUUUGAAGUUCAGUGUUGUUAUUGAAGGGUCGGUCAAUUAAGUUCAAUUAAGUGCCACAACUUGUUACCUUUUGUAUGGUUUGUGAAUUUGUGUUGUUUACCUUAUGCAAAGGAAAUAUGUAGAAACCAUAACUUGCUAAUUCUUCGCGGUUGUUUUAACACUGCUAAUUUAAUCCUGGUAAAUUCUAUUUUGACUUUUACGUAGUUUCUAAGAUGUCUCAGGCAAGCAAAGACACUGAGAGUGCAUUAGCUGGUUUAGAGCAAGAGGUAGACCAGUCAGAUGUUCCUCAACCAACAACACUAUCUAAAGAGCCUCGAAGGAGUGAAAGAGCUCGAACAUUAACUGAAAAGGGAAAAGAACUUCAGAAGGAAAAGCUAGAAGUUCUUCUGCUACGCUUUGACAGUAUUUAUGAAAGAUGGAGAGCUCUGACCAAGGUUGCUAAGAAAUCUGUAAUGAGUCAAGAUCCCAGUGAAAUUCUACAGGAACACAUUAGCAGCGUUCAGAAAGAGGCAUCAGAGCUGAACAAUAUUUAUGAUGACUACAGAAGAAUUGAUAGUCCAGCUCAUGACAUGCGUCGUAAGAUGGACAACUGUACAUCAAUUACUGAAGUAGUGGUUCAGAACGCUCAGUUGCAAAUUCAAGGAAGAGAAGAGCAGAUUAUUUGGCCUAAUGCAAAGUCAGUAUUUGCAUCUUCCAUAUCCAGUGUUUCACCACCUGCUUCAAGUCGUUCUAAGAUUAAUUCUUUGCGCUCUGAUACAUCUUCAGUCAAAAGACAAGAAGCUGCUGCUGAGUAUGCAGCCACACAAGCUGUCUUAAAGAUUAUGGCUGAGCAAGAGUCAUAUCAAGAAAAACUACAAAAGCUUGAGGUUGAAGAGAAGUUGAUCAUUGCAGAACAAGAAGCAGCUGCAUUAGCUUGUCAUCUGCAAGCGGAAAAGGAAGAAACAGAGCGUAGAAUAGAAAGGGAGAAACAAAAAUCCGCUCUCCAAAGGAAACAACAAGAGGAGAACGCCGCAAGAAGGAGGUCAGUAGAAAACUUAAAAAGAGAACUUGAGCGUUUGGAGGAAUUGAAAAGGCUGAAUGCAGCCAAGGCAAAACUUCAGGUUUAUGAUGAACACGAGAAUGAUCAGGUUAAGGGUUUGCAGCAAAUAGCGCAGAACUUCCUAUUGUCAUGCAGACUGUCAGUCAGAUUAAGCAAGAACCACAACCACCAAGAGUUGUGUUCUCUAAUAGUAGUCCAACACAAAAUGAAACAGGAGCACUUGUGAAGGUUUUGGCUGAGGCUAUGUCAGCAAACAGGCUCCCUAUUCCAGAACCUACCGUCUUUUGUGGAGAUCCACUUAGGUUUGUUCAUUGGAAGGCAUCUUUCGAGACUCUGAUUGAGCAGAAAAACAUUCCAACCUCAGAGAAGAUCUUCUUCCUUCAGAGAUAUGUUGGAGGAGCAGCACGAGAGGCUUUGGAAGGUUACUUUCUAAUUGGUUCAGAAGAGUCAUAUGAAGCAGCUUGGAAGUUGCUCAGUGAACGAUAUGGACAUCCAUUUGUAAUUGCAAAGGCUUUCAGAGACAAAUUAUAUUAAUGGCCAAAGGUAGCUGCAAAGGAAAGUGCUGAGUUAAGGAAAUUUGUGGACUUCUUGCACAGUUGUGAAUGUGCUAUGGCUCACAAUGAAAGUCUAAAUGUCCUUGAUGAUGGAAUUGAGAACCAGAAGCUGGCAGCUAAAUUACCCGACUGGUUAAGCACCAGAUGGAACAGAAAGGCCACAGAAUAUCAAUUGGAGCAUGGGAGAUUCCCGAAGUUCAGUUAUUUUGUGACAUUCCUUUCAUUAGAGGCCAGUAUUGCUUGCAAUCCUAUUACAUCUUAUCAAGCAUUACGGCAGACUGAAUCUGAUAAGGUGAGGAUUAAAAAUCAGACAUUAAGUAACUCCUAAAACCCAGACCAUAGGUUCCAAAAUAUUCACAACCAAUACCAGUGAGAGAAACAGAGUCACCUGUCUGUUCUGUGAGAAAGUAGGGCAUGGUGUACAAAAGUGUUUCAAAUUACUGGACAAGGCAGUUGCUGACAGAGUCAAAUUCAUUCGAAGUGAAAAUCUAUGCUUCGGCUGUUUGAGCAUUGGCCAUCAAUCUAAGAAAUGUACCAAUCGGAUGGUCUGUGAAGUCUGCUCAAAACGUCACCCCACGUGUUUACACGAAGAUCGCUCAAACCGUGAACAAGGAGCAAAGAGAGAACAAUUCAAAGGAAGAGUUAGCACUAAAGAAUCAGCACAACCAAGUGUCAGUAACGAAAGCACGUCCAACAGAGUUGUACAAGAUGGUAACAGUGUACAGACUUCAGCCAUAGUCCCGGUGUAUGUGUCUUCACCAAAGGAUCCAAACAAGGAAGUUCUUGUUUAUGCUCUGUUAGAUUCACAGAGUGAUUCUUCAUUUAUUCUUGAGGAAGUAGCAGAUGUUCUAAACAUGGACACAGAACAAGUCAGACUAAAAUUGUCUACAAUGUCAUCUAAAGGGACAAUUGUAGUUUGUAAAAGACUCAAUGGUCUACAGAUAAGAGGACUAGACUCCUCUAAGAAAGUUACAGUGCCAACAGCUUAUACUCGGGAGUUCAUUCCUGCCAAUCGGACUCAUAUUCCAACUCCAGAGACAGCUCAGGCAUGGCCGCACUUGGAACAUCUUGCAGCACACAUGGCUCCACAGAAGGACUGUGCAAUUGGUCUAAUAGGUUAUAAUUGCCCACAAGCAUUAUUACCUAGAGAAGUUGUAUGUGGAGAAGAAAACCAACCUUUUGCACAGAAGACUGACCUAGGUUGGAGCAUAGUGAGCUAUGUUGCGCCGUUCGAGCACCAUGGUGAUGAUAUUGGAAUAAGUCAUCGCAUCAUUGUAAAGAGAGUGAUGCCAGAAUCCACACCUACAGCUAAACUUAAGAGUGAAGUUCACUAUGUGUGUAAGACUCAAAUCAAGGAAUUGACCACUCCAGACAAUGUAAUUAAGAUCCUAGAAUCUGAUUUCAGUGAAAGAGAUGUGGAGGAAGCAAUACUUUCUCAGGAAGAUUUCCACCUUUUGACCAAGCUGAAGGAGGGAAUCAUGCAGAAACAUGAUGGUCAUUAUGAAAUGCCCCUGCCUUUCAAACAAGACAGACCAAACCUGCCUAGCAAUAAAGCAUGUGCUGUUCAUCGGUUGUCAUGCUUAAAGCGCAGAUUCAAGAGAGACCAGAAAUAUCACACAGACUAUAAGAACUUCAUGAAAGACCUCAUGGCUCGUGGUGAGGCAGAAAAGAUCACAGAUGAGGAAUUGAACAACGAACCAGCCUGGUAUAUACCUCAUCAUGGUGUAUACCACCCUCAAAAGCCAGGGAAGAUACGAGUAGUCUUUGAUUGCUCUGCAAGGUUUCAAGACACUUCCCUGAAUGACCAUCUUCUUACAGGUCCAGAUCUUACAAACAACUUGGUGGGAGUUCUUUGUAGGUUUCGUAAGGGACCCAUAGCUGUCAUGUGUGACGUCGAACGCAUGUUUCAUCAGUUUCAUGUUAAGACUGAAGACCAGGACUACUUAAGGUUCUUAUGGUGGGAGGAUGAUGAUCUGGAAUCUUCACCAUCAGUGUUUCGAAUGAAGGUACAUUCGGGGCAGCCUCCUCACCUGGGUGUGCCAACUUUGGGUUGAAGCAUUUAGCUAGUCAGUGUCAGGAUCAGUUCAGUGAAAGCACUGUUAAAUUCAAGCUUGAAGCUUGUUGCUUCAAACUGGCUCACUGGCCCAGAUUUCUUGUGGGAAAGGGAGCUACCCACAAGUGAAGUGAAAGUGGAAGAAGUCAGUGACAAUGAUCCAGAACUCCGAAAGGUGCAGUUGCUCAAAACCAGUGCAAAGGAAGACAGGACAUUGUUAGAUCUUUUGACAAAGUUUUCUGACUGGAAAAGAGCCAUUAAAGGUAUUGCUAGUCUUAAGCGCUUAGCUCAACAGAUUAAAGGACUGAAAUCUAAGCUAAACGAAGCCACAAAUGUUGAAGAAAGACAAGAAGCAGAACGCUUCAUUAUAAAACUAGUCCAAAGAGUAAAGGUUAUACCUUAUUUUUAGGUAUAUGCUAUGCCUGUAUGAUCUUCAAGAGUUAAGUGAAAGUUCGAUUGUUCAGUGAAAUCCCAAACAUUGUGAUUUGGUGGGAGUUUAACUGACAUAAAUGUCAAGUCAUGUUUAUAUUUUAUUUGCAUAUUUAUUGUGUGUUUAUAAUUAUUUGAUUGUUAAUGCGGACCCGGAACAAAGUUUGUGUUCCGCCGGGCAUUUUUGCUGGUACACGAGUGAGAAGCAUGUGGAGAGAAGUGAAGGUACAAGCAGGCAGGUUAAGCAUUGAAGGUUAAGCAUUUAUUUUGGGAUUUUUGAUGAUUCGUAACCAUUCCCUCUGGGGUGUGCAGCCAGCGAGGUACGUUUAUUUUGUGUUUGGUUUAUGUCGUGCAUUUAUUUAUAAUUCUGUUUGUCUCUUUAAAAUGUGAUGUUUUACUGUACGUCAUAGUUCGACGGUGGAUUUGUUCGGACGUAAGGAGCAACAAGUGCUCAGAAGGAAAGAAUAAAUUCAUCUGUGAUGAUAAAGAA